AUGAUCGAUCUACUAGUAAAGCUCAGUGUAGUUGUCGUAUUUCCUUCCUUCAAUUUGUUACAGAAUCAGAAAAUCACAGAGAGGUUAGAGAAAUGGGAUCGAGAUUUGAUGAGAAUGAUUUCUUGGCUUGUUGCGGGAGCACCAGAUUUGCCAAAGAGAUGGCGGCGGCAGCUCCUUUUUCCGAUUGCGACACCGCCGUUGUUGCCGCUAGAGAUAUCUGGUUCAACAAGGUCGAUGUAAACGGUUGGCUCGAAGCUUUCUCUGCGCAUCCCCAAAUCGGCCAUAUGCCUUCACAGAAUCAUAAAAGUCCCGCUUUUGCACAGUGGAGCAAGGGGGAGCAGUCAACAGCUCUUUCUACUGCAACUGAUUCUAGCUUGCAGGAACUAAGUCACUGGAAUGCUCGCUACAGGGAGAAGUUUGGAAUUGUCUUCCUGAUAUUUGCUUCUGGUAGAAGUUCCUCUGAGAUACUUACUGAGUUGAAGAGACGUUAUGAAAACAGACCUAUUAUUGAGUUUGAAAUAGCAGCCCAGGAGCAAAUGAAAAUAACUGAGUUACGUCUCGCCAAGCUCUUUUUAGCUAAAGCAGACAGUACUAUUGCAACUAAAGCCACAGAUGCAUCCAAAGUAGAAGAUCGCGUGAACAUCAUUGGAUCACAUUUGACAGCUCCAACAGGGAAACCAUCUCAUAUUCCAUCUCGGACACGCCCACCCAUCACAACUCAUAUUCUAGACAUUGCGCGUGGAUGUCCAGCUAACGGCGUUGAAGUGCUAUUGGAGGCGUGGAAAGGAAGCCAACCACGUCCCCAUUUCGGUGUAACUGAUAAAGGUGGUUGGGUUUUCCAAGGAUCCUCAGCUACAGAUAAAGAUGGGCGAUCCGGUCAGUUGAUGAGCAUGGUUGAUGCUUUGAACCCAGGAACCUAUCGAAUAAGCUUCAACACUGGCAAGUAUAAUCCUGAUGGAUUUUUCCCCUUUGUCUCCAUUGUGUUUGAGAUUAGAGAGUCUCAGAAAUGGGAACACUUUCAUGUUCCUCUGUUGCUUUCUCCAUUCUCAUUCUCUACUUACCGUGGGAGCUAAACGUUGUUUAGUUAACAAUUUAACAUUAUGUUUAAGCUAAAUGGGGUAUCUGCUCCUAAUGACUGUACUUUGGUGAAAUGUUAAAGGUACAAUGUUUGUAGUUUUAACCUUUGUUUCUUUGUACAUAAUUAUUAAGAAUGAAUAAUGUAUUUUUGGAUUAUAAAAUUUUCAUUGCACUGUCAUUUAAAAAAA
Ipomoea triloba (trilobed morning glory) is the source of this 1265-nucleotide messenger RNA. Its product is annotated as uric acid degradation bifunctional protein TTL. Lineage: Eukaryota; Viridiplantae; Streptophyta; Magnoliopsida; Solanales; Convolvulaceae. Gene Ontology annotation, molecular function: carboxy-lyase activity; hydroxyisourate hydrolase activity. The transcript is spliced from 6 exons. Gene Ontology annotation, biological process: purine nucleobase metabolic process. The coding region runs from base 93 to 1073 and encodes 326 amino acids. The record is from RefSeq and is a predicted model, not a curated record.